Molecule: messenger RNA, 2064 nt
Organism: Haliotis rubra (blacklip abalone)
Lineage: Eukaryota; Metazoa; Mollusca; Gastropoda; Lepetellida; Haliotidae
Exons: 6
Coding region: 88-660 (190 amino acids)
Source: RefSeq, a predicted model, not a curated record
AUUGUCAUGUCACCGGAGAGAGGGGACCCUCUAACUGUCGGCACGUAACAGGCGAGUUUGGAUCCAAGAGAAGGCUGUUAAAGUAGAAUGGAGGAACAUAAUUUUUCUGAGGAGAGUUUCGAAAGAAUUCGGAAUAACCUUAUCGCUCAAGUGUGCCAGAACAAGGAAAUAGCAUCCGAAAUAGAACUCCAUGUGGCCCAGAUUGGUGUGAGAAAACGGUACUCGUCUGCGAAAAACGACGCGGAGGGUGUCGGACCGGGUUCGAACCCCGAGGCCAACCCUCACACCAAGACCGAGUUGCUGGAGCGGUUAGUCCGGGAGGUGAAAGACUCUUUGGACCAAAUAUUAUUGGCUGUUACCAAAGCUGAGAAUGUGACAGGUUCCAGAGACUCGGCAAUAUCCUCCAAUAGUUAUCGAUCCAGCGCCAGUGGAGGCGCACUGCACUUAGCGGAAGUGCUGCCUGAACAAGACCACGAGCCCCACGAUCCGCCGUCAAAUCUGGUCCAAGACAAGGAGCUGUUGGAGAGAGUGGAUGCGGCAGUUCAGAGAAACAGGAGGGCGCUACGAGAAACACAGCACCAGAGACUGCAUGUACCGGCCGAACAUGAUGAUGAAGAACAGACCGAGGUAAAAGAGAAUCUGGACUGCGAUCGGCCAUGAUAUGACAGUACUGUUUUCAACUUGAUGAGUGCUUAUCGUACAUCACUUGUGCCCCAAUCACAGUAUCAGUUAAACAUGACCUUGUACAUACUUAUUUCCAUGUGGUCACUUUCAACACUGUGCUCGUUGAAAAUAACGUCAUACUGUAUUCACGUUUGAAAUUCAACUUGAUAAGGGGUGGUGGGGUAGCCCAGAGGUUAAAGCUUACGCUAGUCCUGGGUUCGAUUCACCAAAUGGGCACAAUGUGGGAAGCCCACUUCUGAUAACCCCCGCCAUAAUAUUGCUGGAAUAUUGCUAAAGCGGCGUAAAACAAAACUCACUCACACAACUUCAGAAAGUCAUGAAGGUAGGGAAAAUGCUUCAAGAUGUUUAUAAAGAGUUACUUUAGGUCCUCAGCCUCUCAAUACGAUUUGCAUUAUUGCAAAGAUAAUACUCUUAAGUUUAGACAAUAACCUUCCAAUCAUGACUCUGCGUCAUAUCGUUAAGCCGCAAGUGUUCAUAAGAUGCUUUCACGCCAAGGACCCGGGUUCGAAUCCCCACAAGGGUACAAUGUGUAAAAGCCCAUUUCUGGUGUUCCCCGCCGUGAUGUUGCUGGAAUAUUGCUAAAAGCGGCGUAAAACCAAAACUCAGUCAGUCAGUCAUAAGAUGCCUAACACUUGUCAACCUUAUGAUUGUUUUUGUAGUGACGUCACCGUGCUCUUUAAGGUUAUGUCAUUUUGUUGUAAAAUCUGUUUGUAAGAACGCUUUUAGUGGCUCAUUCUACACAGAAACAUCAUCAUUGACCAUGUAUUAAAGCCCCAACAUCUGUGUUUAUAUACAUUUAUCAUUCCUGUAAAUAUCCCAUUCUUUGAAAAGAGAAAUAUGAUUGAAGUUAUCAUGAGAUUGUAUAUAUCUUAUAUUGUAUAUAGUGCCUCACAGCACUCUUGGUCAAAACUUGACCGAUCUCGGUUAAAACAUGUGUGGCCUUUUGUACAGUUUUCAAACGGUUUGAUGGUAGACCUAUGAAGACAUUUGUAAAUUUGACAUGAAAGCAUGAAACUUGACUUGACUUUGCAUGUGUUUGUGAUGGGUGUCAUCAUGAUAUUCUCACCUUAUCGUGACUGAUCACCUGACUCAUCACUCCUCGAUACUUAGUCAUAGCAUAUGCUUUUCAUGCAGUCGAAAUCGUAUAUAUAACUGACUCGGCUUCUUCUCAAAUAUAUCCUUGUGUUAUGAAAAUCAUACCAUGCACUCUGUUUUCCGUAUAGAUUCCAUAGGAUUAAGGAAAUGAUUUUGUGUCUCUUAUUUCAAUUUGCAAGCCAGGUGAAACUAUCCUCCUAGGCCAGUUACUCCCCUUGCUGUGACAAACUCGAUCUGUCGUAAACAGCUAUGGGGGUACUAUACCAACAGAUUCUUGUAGCAAUA